Molecule: messenger RNA, 2968 nt
Organism: Balearica regulorum gibbericeps (East African grey crowned-crane)
Lineage: Eukaryota; Metazoa; Chordata; Aves; Gruiformes; Gruidae
Source: RefSeq, a predicted model, not a curated record
UGGGAUUUGUUUUUCCGAAACGCUAAUGCUGGCCAAGCAUAUGAUCCCCAUCUACCGGAUCAGUUGGAAAGAAAGGCAUCAUUUCUUCAGAGCCAUGGCCUGGCCCAGACACCAGGUAAAGCUGAAAAGCUUGUUGAAGAUCACCUUGCUGUGCAGUCUUUGAUAAGAGCAUAUCAAAUCCGUGGCCAUCAUGUAGCUCAGCUGGAUCCCCUUGGAAUUCUGGAUGCAGACUUGGAUUCAUUUGUUCCAUCUGACUUAAUCACUACAAUCGAUAAACUUGGGUUUUAUGGUUUGCAUGAAUCCGAUUUGGACAAAGUCUUUCAGCUGCCUACAACCACCUUCAUAGGAGGAAAUGAGAACAGUCUUUCUUUACGAGAGAUCAUCAAACGGCUGGAGAAUACCUACUGCCAACACAUUGGCUUGGAGUUUAUGUUCAUCAAUGAUGUGGAGCAGUGCCAGUGGAUCCGGCAGAAGUUUGAGACUCCAGGAGUGAUGAAGUUUACUAAUGAGGAAAAAAGGACUUUGUUGGCAAGGCUGGUGCGCUCAAUGAGAUUUGAAGACUUCCUUGCUCGCAAGUGGUCUUCCGAAAAGAGAUUUGGUUUGGAAGGAUGCGAAGUAAUGAUUCCUGCACUUAAGACCAUCAUUGAUAAAUCCAGCGAAAUGGGAAUUGAAUAUGUUAUAAUGGGGAUGCCUCAUAGAGGUAGGCUGAACGUAUUGGCUAACGUAAUCCGAAAAGAGCUGGAGCAGAUCUUCUGUCAGUUUGAUCCCAAACUUGAAGCAGCUGAUGAGGGAUCUGGGGAUGUAAAAUAUCAUCUGGGAAUGUACCAUGAGAGGAUCAACCGAGCAACAAACAAGAAAAUUACUCUGUCGCUGAUGGCUAACCCUUCUCACUUGGAAGCAGUUGAUCCUGUUGUGCAAGGGAAGACAAAAGCUGAACAGUUUUAUCGAGGAGAUACGGCAGGGAAAAAGGUUAUGUCCAUAUUAUUACAUGGGGAUGCUGCCUUUGCAGGACAAGGAGUGGUUUACGAGACGUUUCAUCUUAGUGACCUCCCAUCCUACACCACGAAUGGCACUAUUCACGUUGUGGUCAACAACCAGAUUGGCUUCACCACAGACCCCCGUAUGGCCCGUUCUUCUCCAUAUCCUACUGACGUUGCUCGUGUGGUCAAUGCUCCCAUUUUUCAUGUAAAUGCUGAUGACCCUGAAGCAGUGAUGUAUGUGUGCAGUGUAGCUGCAGAAUGGCGAAACACAUUCAAUAAAGAUGUGGUGGUUGACUUGGUUUGUUACCGUAGGAGAGGGCACAAUGAAAUGGAUGAACCGAUGUUCACCCAGCCUCUAAUGUACAAGCAGAUUCAUAAACAGGUGCCGGUGCUAAAGAAGUAUGCUGACAAACUGAUUGCAGAUGGGACUGUAACACUGCAGGAGUUUGAGGAAGAAAUUGCAAAGUAUGAUAGAAUAUGUGAAGAAGCAUAUACUAGAUCUAAGGAUAACAAGAUCCUACAUAUCAAGCACUGGCUUGAUUCACCUUGGCCUGGGUUCUUUAACGUGGAUGGAGAACCCAAGAGCAUGUCUUGUCCUCCAACUGGCAUUUCAGAAGACCUGCUGACUCACAUUGGCAACGUAGCUAGUUCAGUGCCAGUCAAAGACUUCAAAAUACAUGCAGGACUCUCUCGGAUUUUGAGAGCCCGCCUGGAAAUGACCAAGAACAGGGUUGUUGACUGGGCCUUAGCAGAAUACAUGGCUUUUGGCUCUUUUCUGAAAGAAGGGAUCCAUGUCCGACUAAGUGGACAGGAUGUGGAGAGGGGUACUUUUAGCCAUCGUCAUCAUGUGCUUCAUGAUCAAGAAGUUGACAAGAGAACGUGUGUUCCCAUGAAUCACCUCUGGGAGCAGCAGGCCCCCUAUACAGUGUGUAACAGCUCCCUCUCUGAAUAUGGUGUCUUAGGUUUUGAACUUGGCUUCGCUAUGGCAAGUCCCAAUGCCUUGGUGUGCUGGGAGGCCCAGUUUGGCGACUUCCACAACACGGCGCAGUGUAUAAUAGACCAGUUCAUCAGCUCCGGCCAGGCCAAGUGGGUUCGUCACAACGGGAUCGUCCUGCUCUUGCCACAUGGAAUGGAAGGAAUGGGUCCAGAGCAUUCAUCAGCCAGGCCUGAGAGGUUUCUGCAGAUGAGCAAUGAUGAUUCUGAUGCUUAUCCAGAGUUCAGUGAGCAGUUUGAAGUUUCCCAGCUGUAUGAGUGCAACUGGAUUGUGGUGAAUUGUUCAACUCCAGCCAAUUACUUUCACGUCCUCAGAAGACAGAUCUUGCUGCCAUUCAGAAAACCGCUGAUUAUUUUGACACCCAAGUCACUGCUGAGGCAUCCAGAAGCUAAAUCCAGUUUUGAUGAAAUGGUGUCUGGUACCACUUUCCAACGUGUGAUUCCUGAGAAUGGGCUGGCCACUCAUGAACCACAUGAGGUCAAGCGAGUGAUUUUCUGCACAGGAAAAGUGUACUAUGAUCUUGUGAAAGAGAGAAAGAAUCAAGACCUGGAGAAACAAGUAGCUAUAACCAGACUGGAACAGAUCUCACCAUUCCCCUUUGACCUGCUGAAAGAAGAACUUGAGAAGUAUCCAGGUGCUGAUCUGGUUUGGUGUCAGGAGGAACACAAAAACAGUGGAUACUAUGAUUAUGUCAAACCUCGUUUCCGCACUAUUGUGAACCACACUCGACCUAUAUGGUAUGUUGGCCGAGAGCCAGCUGCUGCAGCUGCCACAGGCAACAAGAACAUGCAUCUGGUGUCGCUCAGAAGGUUCUUGGAUACAGCUUUCAACCUGGAGGCCUUUGAGGGAAAAACAUUCUAACUGCAGGGCACCGACCCAUCUCUGUCUAGUAGUCUCUCAAAUCACUUCAUCCGAAAGAGGAAAUAAAAGUGGGGAAAAUACUGGAAAAUAUAUAUUUUUGCUUUACCAGAUAAAAUGAUCCAGCAGCUGACUU